AGUGCAUGACGUCAUGGCUAGUUUUCUGACUUGCCCUAACGCUACUCCGUAGGGCAGCCAUUGGAAAUCGACAUCAGAGUAGUCCAGAGUAGAGUAGUGGAAGUUCAAAUGGAGCCAGGUUUUGCUGGAGCAUUUGAGAGGCUAAAAAAGUCCGAAUUUUAUGAAUCUGAACCUUCAAUUUCGACCGAAGUCAAUGAAAAAAUUAUCAACAAACAGGUCGUUUCUUAUAAAGCAGGUUCAGUUGUAGUAAACCAAAGACAGAGAGGAAAUCCUGUAUUGAAAUCCAUUAGAAAUGUUCCAUGGGAAUACGGUGAACUUGUCCCAGAUUUUGUCAUGGGCCAUACUUGUUGUGCAUUAUUCUUAAGUUUGCAAUAUCACAAUUUAAACCCUCAGUAUAUCCAUGAGCGCCUCAAAGACCUUGGAAAGCAGUAUGAACUACGAAUACUUCUAGUACAAGUGUGUCACUUACUUCUAGUUGAUAUCAAGGAUCCAUAUAUUCCUAUAAAAGAAUUGACAAAAAUUUGUUUGUUGGCAGAUUUAACCUUACUUCUUGCGUGGGAUGCGCAAGAAGCUGGAAAAAUAAUUGAGACCUACAAAGUGUUUGAGCACAAGCCUCCUGAUUUGAUUAUGGGGAAACAAGAGAAUAAUAAUGUGCUAGCCGGGAUUGCAGAUGCAUUAACUUCGAUCAAGUCGGUUAAUCGCACCGAUGCAAUGACGCUGAUAUCUAAUUUUCAAACUCUUCGGAAUAUUUAUGAAGCAAGUGAAGAAGACCUAAGUUUGAAUCCUGGCUUUGGACCUCAGAAAGCCAGACGCUUGUUUCGAGUGCUUCAUGAUAAAUUUGUUAGAUAGUCAAGCGUUAUUCGUCUCGUAUGUAAGUAAUAAGUAGCUGGCCUU
Messenger RNA from Daphnia carinata, 894 nucleotides. It is a transcript of the gene Ercc1, whose product is annotated as DNA excision repair protein ERCC-1-like. The transcript has 6 exons. The record is from RefSeq and is a predicted model, not a curated record. NCBI's taxonomy places the organism in Eukaryota, Metazoa, Arthropoda, Branchiopoda, Diplostraca, Daphniidae. Gene Ontology annotation, biological process: nucleotide-excision repair; meiotic mismatch repair; mitotic recombination. Gene Ontology annotation, cellular component: nucleus; ERCC4-ERCC1 complex; nucleotide-excision repair factor 1 complex. Gene Ontology annotation, molecular function: damaged DNA binding; single-stranded DNA binding. The coding region runs from base 109 to 849 and encodes 246 amino acids.